Molecule: messenger RNA, 1531 nt
Organism: Hemiscyllium ocellatum (epaulette shark)
Lineage: Eukaryota; Metazoa; Chordata; Chondrichthyes; Orectolobiformes; Hemiscylliidae
Product: histone-lysine N-methyltransferase Smyd1-like
Exons: 10
Coding region: 53-1531 (492 amino acids)
Cellular component (GO): nucleus
Molecular function (GO): protein binding; histone H3K4 methyltransferase activity
Source: RefSeq, a predicted model, not a curated record
AUUAGUGGCCAAGGUUAAAGCUCGUAGUGCUGGGCUCUCGCUCAUUCCCUCAAUGACAGUGGGUGAUAUGGAUAAAGUAGAAAUCUUCGACACGGAUGGCAAGGGAAGAGGGUUGAAGGCCAAGCAAGACCUUCUGACUGGGGAUGUGGUCUUUGCUGAGCCAGCAUAUGCUGCGGUUGUGUUUGACAACCUCAUAUAUGAAGUGUGCCACAGCUGUUUCAAGAAGCAAGCUAAACUCCAUCGUUGUGGACAGUGCAAGUUUGCACACUACUGUGACCGGACCUGUCAGAGAGCAGCAUGGACCGAGCACAAGAACGAGUGUGUCGCCACCAGGAACUAUGGCCAGCCCACCAAUGAGACUGUCAGGCUGGCUUCCCGUAUUCUGUGGCGAAUGGCGAGAGAGGGAGACAAUGUUUCUGAAGACCGUCUCUCAUCCUUUGCGGAUCUCCAGGAUCACGUGGAUGACCUGAGUGAGGAAGAGAAGAGGCAGCUCAUGUCAGACGUUGAAGUUUUGCACAAGUAUUGGCGCUCAAAUGAUCAGCACUUUGACAGUCAAUCCAUAUCCCAUAUAUUUGGCGUGAUAAACUGCAAUGGCUUUACCAUCAGUGACCAACGUGGAUUGCAAGCUGUGGGAGUUGGAUUAUUUCCAAACCUCUGUCUUGUAAAUCAUGAUUGCUGGCCAAAUUGCACAGUUAUACUGAACAAUGGCAAUCGCUCUGCAGUUAAUUCAAUGUUUCACACACAAAUGAGAAUUGAACUUCGGGCAAUCCAGAAAAUCAAGGUGGGAGAGGAACUGACGGUAUCAUAUGUGGAUUUCCUGAAACUAAGUGCAGAGAGGCGCAGCCAGCUUAAAAAACACUAUUACUUUGACUGUACCUGUGAACACUGCACAAAGGGAAUCAAAGACGACCUGAUGCAGGCUGUGAAGGAGGAAGAUGGCAAAAAGCCUUCAGGUGAAACAGUGAAGGAAGUUAUCGAGUUUUCAAAGAUGACGUUGGAGAAAAUUGACAAAGAUCGAUCUGAGGGGCUGUGGAGUAAUGUUGUGAAGCUGUGUCACGAUUGCCUGAAGAAACAGGAGCCCGUCCUGGCUGAUACAAAUCUUUACCAGCUGAAGAUUCUCAGCCUUGCCUCCGAGGUGCUGUCCUACCUGCAGCACUUUGAAGAGGCAGCAGGAUAUGCCAAGAGAAUGGUGGAGGGAUACCAGAAACUCUACCAUCACAACAAUGCCCAGCUGGGAAUGUCUCUGAUGAGGGCUGGUGUGACACACUGGCAUGCUGGGCUCAUCGAACCAGGCCAUGCUAUGAUUUGCCAAGCGAAUGGGAUUCUCCUGGUGACACAUGGUCCCACCCAUCCAAUCACCAAGGAUGUUGAGACCAUGCGGUGCCAGACAGAAAUGGAGCUGCGAAUGUUCAAGGAGAAUGAAUUUCUUUAUUACCAGAUGAGAGAGGCAGCGCUGAAGAAUCAGAAAAUACAAAUGAUGGCAGAACCUGCCGGCGAGUAUGUCAAGGAGCUGUUCCACAGGAGAAAAUAA